UUCAAGUUCAGCCAGCAGCAGCAAGCACGCGCAUCCUCUGGCCAUCGUAAAAACGGGUUAAAUUGUUGUGUGUCCAACAUACGUUCUUCCCUUGCUGACCGUGCUGUGAAUGGUGCUGGGUUCUGUGCGAGGAAUUCCCAACGGUGCAGUUAUACACACAUAUUCAUCCCACAACCGCAAUCCGAGGGAUUAUACAGAGGGUUGGAAGAGUUUUCGGUCCUGGUGAUUUAGAGGGUGACACUACCCCUUUCCAUACGGCAAGUGCUGGUGCCGCGACUGUUGAUAUUGUUCCGUUAUUCCGCUGUGUGUGUUUGGGUUCUGUUUGCUUCAGUUCUUUGUUUGUUCUACGUCGCGUGAGCGAAAAACUCGGUUGCAACAAGCGGGUGGAGACGGCUGUUCUCUCGCCCCAAAAAAAAAAGAAGAAAAAGGUCGCGCCUCCAUCCCACUUCAAAACAGUGCGUGCUGCCGUCUGUCGCCGUACCGUGAAUAAGAAGAGCACAAGCGCGUUCGCGUUCGUGUACGUGAGCUCAGCGUGUGAACGAAAAGUGACAAAGAAGAUAGUCUGAAAAGCAAAGGGGAGGGUUUAUUGCCACAAGUGAAAAGCCGAAGAUAAAUAGGCAGUUGCGGCCAUUUUUACAGCCACCCAUCCGGGUUUGGGUUUUCGGUGGAAUCUUUGCGGUGCCCCGGUGUGGUGUGCCGCACAAUCCGACUGCUUUGUCGUGUGCAUAUCGGAGUCGUGUCGCGUCGCCUAAGCAAACAAUCUUAGCAAGCGGGUUAGUGAGAAGAAAACCUUCGGUUCAACCGGAAACAAUAGUUGUUGGCUGCAGGUGGCUUUUUUCUUCUUCUUCGAAGGCAGCUGCAACUCUUUCAAGCGAAAAGACAAAUCCCGUUAGAAGACCCCGCCUGCAAGUUCAUCGAGCUCUCUUCAACACCAACUUCGUCAGUCAGUGAUGUCUUCUAGCGCGGCCACGACAGCAGCUUCGUCCGAGCCAACGGCCGCCGACGAUCUCCAAAUGGCAUCACCGGCGCGUAGCGAUUCACCGUUGUCACCGAGGCCCGCCGGCGGUGGAAGCAUACCACCACCGUUGGCCAACUUCUCCGUCAUAAACUACGUUGGUAAAAGCCAGAAGCAAUCGACGGUGUGUAGGCUUUCAGGACGUAGCAGGACAGCACCGUACGGGAAGAGUAGUCCCCGGCCAUGCGUUAUCAGUGGACUGGAGCCACAAGUUGAUGAAACGACAAGCUCAUCGUCGACUUCGUCCACCAGCGAGUUCAGCUGCGGAAGUAUCAGUAACAACAGUAGCACCGUCAGCAAUAGUAACAGCAGCAGCAGUAGCAGCAGUAGCAGUGGUGCAAACAUCCACUGUGGUACCAGCUCAGAACCGAGCGAUCCGAUGGACAGUAUCGAUUCGACGGAAGAUAGCAGCAGCUUGGGUGGACACCGGGUGCGAAGUCGUCGAUCGAUGAGUGUCUCAUCGAGCGGCUGUUCCAGCUCGAUGGACGAUCGGAAUUGUGAUUUCUCACCCUUGGGAAGCAUCAUUAGCUGCCGAUGCAACUCGUACAGUAUGUCCGAUUUUGAUGACGAUGGAUUCCGCGAGGAUAGCAGCGUUUCGACCGCGUACGCAGUAUUGUCCGCCUCGCGAUCGUACCAGUCGCACCAUCCGCUGCACCAUAACCAUCAGAAUGUACCGCAUCAUCCAAACAACCACAAGGGGCUGUUCGAUAUAGCGCUGAAGACGGUACGAUUGAUCCGGCGCAAUCAGGAGCUCCAGCUACGCCUGUCCCAGCUGCAGGAGGAAACGAAUGCGUUCAUCGAAUCGGUGAUGGCCAAUCCGGAGAACGAAACGUUACGCAGCCAGUUCUACGGACCGCAGAGUAAACAGAGGAUAACAGCUCCAGUGACGGUACAAAAGUGAACAGCCAUACUCCCCACUCCCCCGCCCUGCUAGCGGGAUCUUGGUCUCAGAGAAUAGACUGCAGAGGAAAAAGGCUUCGGGAAAAAGGCUGAUUUGAAGGAGAUUCGAUCAAACGCAUCAAAUGUGUAACGCGCUACAAAUGAAGAAGAAGCUAUGAUCACACUUUCUCUCUCUCUACCUUCACUCCGAUCUGACCGGUUGCCAUCUGUAUGCAAGUAACGUUGAUCCAGUUCCUGCAACAUCUCACCAUAAACAUACUCAGUGAACGACCGGCAUCACCCCGGAUUGCCCAUCGUAUUAACGACACACAAAAGAUGCACAGCUUGGUUGAAGUAGUGCAGUCAAAGCAUACACAUAGGCCGGAACCGCGGGAAACAGGACACUAGGCUGCUAGAGUAGCACUGGCGCGUAUCAAACUUCUGCUUAUCGGUAGCAUUUGGGAGAGAUAGAAACUCCUUUCUAUAAGCAAUCAUACUACAGUCUGUUGUGAGAUCUAAGCGUAAUAUUGUGAAGGCUUUUGCUGGAUUUUGAUGCAUUUUCGGGGUGUGAAUGUAAAUGUGGUAGAUGAUAGUGUUUUUGCGAAAACAAGGUAGGCUAGGCCGGUAGGGACAGUGUAGGCACUUAACACGAGCUCAAUGUUGUUCCAAUUUGCUUGGCUCUUUACCUGUCUGCUUCCAGUGUUUAUCAAAAUCGAUCGAAUCGAACAAGUGAUAGCGUCAAAAGCAACUCACCGCAAGCUGUGCAUAACUCGUACGGAGUGAAUAGAUUUGGGGUGGUUUAUUGGCUAUUUGGCAGCUUUCCUUUGGUUAGCCAUCGAUCUUUGUUUCUCAAAAUUAAAAUACAUGCUGUUUCGUUCGCUAUCUGCA
This is a messenger RNA of Anopheles aquasalis, 2782 nucleotides long. RefSeq names its product Clock interacting protein circadian (gene Cipc). NCBI's taxonomy places the organism in Eukaryota, Metazoa, Arthropoda, Insecta, Diptera, Culicidae. The record is from RefSeq and is a predicted model, not a curated record.